Geodia barretti is the source of this 1333-nucleotide messenger RNA. Lineage: Eukaryota; Metazoa; Porifera; Demospongiae; Tetractinellida; Geodiidae. The record is from the annotation of a GenBank genome assembly.
GCGCCCUUCUCCUCCUUCAUGGAGAACACGACCGAGAACUGGAGGCCCGAGUCUCUCUCCGUCGGUAUGUAGGAAGACCCGUUGUUGCUAGCGGCUCCGUCGUCCGUCUUGCUUUUCUUGGAGGCCGGUGGCCGCCAGAGGUAUCGUGGUGCGCCGCCAUCUAUCUUAUCUCUCUGACGGAGCGGAAACGACGACGAAGAAGGGAACAGGGAAGGGAGAAGGCUCAGAAACGCGAAAAGGGGGCAGAAAGGAGGUGGGUUGUCACGGGAUAAUCACGUGACCUAGUAGACACGCAUGCGCAAACACUUCCCCAAAAAAGAUGGGGAACUGUUUCGAGGUCGAUCCGACUCCGGCGUCUCCGAACGUCCCUGACGAAGACGCGGAGUUGAGGCGGCAGAGACAAGCUGAAGCGGCCCUCAAAAGACAACAAGAGGCAGAAGCGAGGGGGCUAAAGAACCCCGAGGCGGUCAAGGCUAAGCAGAGGAGAAGGGAAGAGGCUGAGAGACAAGCGAGGGCAACGUCUGGGGCAGGAGGAGGAGAGAACCAGCAAUGAAGUGGACUGUUGAUUGAACGGCUUCUCCCAUUUUUCGUUCGGUGUGUCCUUUAUAAUUAUGCCCAAACAUUUAACAUUUCCAUAAUGAUGUCAUAUUCGUCAACGAUUAUACUGCGUAUACAAACAGUGUAGUUCCUGCUAUUAACAUUAUACCAAAAAAUUUCACUAUAACUAGUAAGUCAUAAUCCAGUUUGUGCUAUAUAUGUAUUUCACAAAGUGAAGCGCAUUACAUAAGACGAUAACCAUUGCCGUCCGACUCAGCAAGGAUCGUGUUGUAACUGAGCCUCGUACGAAUCUCGUCCAUGUGCGUCUCCAUUCCAUUCACGUGCGUGAUGUUAAACAUCGGAAUCAGCCAUGCCCACAUGAGACACAUCCCCAGAAUCCCGACUCCGACGACAGAGAAAUAACCGAGCGAGCGAGUUCCGAGAAACAUCAUGACUGGAUUGUUUCCUAAGAUCAGCGCAAUAAGUAGGAUAACUGCCAGGAAACCCCCGGCAAUCGCCAUGGCCCUGCGAUGGGGAUGAGGCGCUUCAAACUUCUUCUUUCGAUUGCAUAUUCUCUGCGCCACUUCUUCCAGCACUUCCACUGCUGCAACUGCACAAACGAAAAGUGAAAACUAACGCCUUUUGUCUGCACACGUGCAGCAUAAUAGUUGAUUACACAUGUUGAUGAGGUAUAAUUAUACAUCUAGCAUAGCGGUAUAUACAGUAGUUGCAGGGAAGGCUUAGGAAUGAAGCUAUAAUUAAUAGGUAUGUGAAGCAGCAAGAACUCCAGCCAUAC